CCCACCAGUUCUGCCCACCUGUGCCCAGCAGUGCCGCCCACCAGUGCCCAGCGAUGCCACCCACCAGUGCCCAGCAGUGCCACCCAGCAGUGCACCCACCUGUGCCCAGCAGUGCCACCUACCUGUGCCCAAAAGUGCCACCUACCUGUGCCCAGCAGUGCCACCCAUCUGUGCCCACCAUCAGUGCCAUCUGUCAGUGCUGUCUAUCAGUACCCAUCAUCAGUGCCGCCUAUCAAUGCCACCUAUCAGUGCCGCCUAUCCGUGACACCUCAUUAGUGCUGCCUAUCAGUGCCGCCUAUCCGUGCCACCUCAUUAGUGUUGCCUAUCAGUGCCACCUAUCAGUG
Molecule: messenger RNA, 344 nt
Organism: Staurois parvus
Lineage: Eukaryota; Metazoa; Chordata; Amphibia; Anura; Ranidae
Source: the annotation of a GenBank genome assembly